Molecule: messenger RNA, 1391 nt
Organism: Cynocephalus volans (Philippine flying lemur)
Lineage: Eukaryota; Metazoa; Chordata; Mammalia; Dermoptera; Cynocephalidae
Gene: EXOSC5
Product: exosome component 5
Exons: 6
Coding region: 100-777 (225 amino acids)
Biological process (GO): rRNA catabolic process; nuclear mRNA surveillance; U4 snRNA 3'-end processing
Cellular component (GO): cytoplasmic exosome (RNase complex); nucleolus; nuclear exosome (RNase complex)
Source: RefSeq, a predicted model, not a curated record
GAAGCCUGUACGCAAGCGCAGCUGGUGAGCGGAAGUGCCAAUACUAAUCGCACGAGGAGUGUCGGGAUAUGGGGCCACACCGUGUAUACUGACGCCAAUAUGCGCGCUGAACCCGGAAUAGAGUCUAGCCCUCGGGGCCCCGGCUGCAGCCUUCGGCACUUUGCCUGCGAACAGAACCUGCUGUCCCGGCCGGAUGGCUCUGCUUCUUUCCUGCAAGGUGAUACCUCCGUCCUGGCAGGUGUGUAUGGGCCAGCUGAGGUGAAGGUCAGCAAAGAGAUCUUCAACAAGGCCACGCUGGAAGUGAUCCUAAGGCCGAAGAUCGGGCUUCCUGGCGUAGCAGAGAAGUCCCGGGAGCGGCUGAUCAGAAAUACCUGUGAGGCGGUGGUGCUGGGAGCGUUGCACCCGCGCACCUCCAUCACCGUGGUGCUGCAGGUCAUCAGUGAUGCUGGCUCUCUCCUAGCCUGUUGCCUGAAUGCUGCCUGCAUGGCAUUGGUGGAUACAGGUGUGCCCAUGCGGGCUCUCUUCUGUGGGGUCACCUGUGCUCUGAACUCUGAUGGGACACUCAUGCUGGACCCCACAGCCAAGCAAGAAAAGGAGGCCCGGGCAGUCCUGACUUUUGCACUCGACAGUGUGGAACAGAAGCUGCUGAUGUCUACCACCAAGGGACUCUACUCCAAUGCUGAGCUCCAGCAGUGCCUGGCUGCAGCUCAGGCUGCCUCGCAACACAUCUUCCGCUUUUACCGGGAAUCCCUGCAGAGGCGUUACUCCAAGAGCUGAGGCAAGCUGGGGCAAGCUGGAGCAGGGUGCCCCUCCCACUGCCACCACCCACCACCUCCAGCCUCAAGUAAACCAGCAGCCAGUCUUGCCUCUCUGUCCCUAUGUGCACAUGUGAGCUUGUGGUUCCAUAGCUGCAGGGGCUCCUGCUGAGGAGGACAGAGCCUCAGCCCCUGACAGCCCCAGGCAUGGGGGCAUGACCUCUCCCUCUGCAAGGAUAACAUUAAAAGGAGCUCAAUUUAUUGACUGAAUGAGUCAACAAAAGGGUACUUAAAGAGUUCAUGGAAAGAUUCGUACUGUCUUUUCAAAGUUUUCUUUUGGUGGCUGGCCAGUAAGGGGAUUUGAACCCUUGACCCUGGUGUUAUAAUACUGUGCUCUAACUAAAUGAGCUAACUUGCCAGUCCCUGAUUCAUAUUAUCUUUUAAUUCUAUUUUUCCAUGAACAUUUUGAAGUACCCUUAUAUUCAUUUGUUCUAACAAAUGUGAUGAGCACCUGCUAUAUGCAGGCCCUGCUAGGUGCUAAGGAACUGGGAAUGAACAAGAGAGACUCAGAUCCCAUGUUUGAGGAACAGUGGGGUGAUGGGCAAAUAAAAUUGGUAUUUGUCCGAUGGUGGUAAA